Ectocarpus siliculosus is the source of this 1163-nucleotide messenger RNA. NCBI's taxonomy places the organism in Eukaryota, Phaeophyceae, Ectocarpales, Ectocarpaceae. The record is from the annotation of a GenBank genome assembly.
AUGAGGAUGGCCGACGAAGACAUCGUCGACGCGGCGGAGAAAGCCGCUGGCGGGGUAGCCGCGGCAAUCAAGGACGGAGCGAACGGCAUUGGCAAGGCCGCCAUGGAAGGGGCGAAGGACGUGGCCCUGGCCGCCAAGGACAGGGUCAGCCUGGGAGGGGUUGAGGUGUCCCCCCUGGGGGUGGGGGCCUGGUCGUGGGGGGACACGGUGUUCUGGGGCUACAGCGAGGCCAUGGACAAGGAGCUGCAGGAGGUGUUUGGUAACUGCGUGGGUGGGGGGGUGAAUCUUUUCGACACGGCCGAGGUGUACGGGGUAGGGAGAUCGGAGUACCUCUGCGGGAAGUUCAGGCGGGACUACAAGGGGGCCGACAAGAACGGAAUAGUUAUCGCUAGCAAGUUCGCCCCGCUUCCGUGGCGACUGGGACGUGGCUCCGUGGUUGACGCCUGCAAGGCGUCGCUGGACCGGAUGGGGGCGGAGAGCAUGGAGAUCUACCAGAUCCACUGGCCGUUCGGGGCGCUGAACUCCCGCUACUGGGACGGUCUGGCGGACUGCGUUGACCAGGGCCUCGUAAAGGCGGUGGGCGUGAGCAACUACGGACCGGAGGCCGUCAAAGACGCGCACGCGGCCCUGAAAGCGAGAGGGGUCAAGCUCGGCAGCAACCAGAUACAGUUCUCGCUCGCUGACAGGAAGCCCGAAACCAGCGGCAUGCUGACGCUGUGCGAAGACCUGGACGUUCGCGUGCUGGCCUACUCACCCCUGGCGCAAGGCCUCUUGACGGGAAAGUACUCCAAGGACUUCGUGCCGAGUGGACCACGAGGCAGGGUAUUCAAGAAGAAGCUCCCCACCGUUGCGCCGCUCGUGGACAAGCUCAAAGAAAUUGGAACCCCAAGGGACAAAACGCCUGCACAGGUUUCCCUGAACUGGUGCAUUACCAAGGGAACCAUUCCGAUCCCGGGAGCGAAGAACAUCAGACAGGCGGAUGAAAAUUGCGGGGCGUUGGGGUGGCGACUGUCGGAGCAAGAAAUGUCAGCGCUUGACGCCGCAGCCUCAGCUGCCGGACUGUAAACCGAGCGACGGGGAUGCCCCCCCCAACGACCGACUGACCCUCGUUAAGCCGGCUCGGUGCUACAGUAUGUCUGGACACGGAGCAAAGCCCGCGCGUG